Messenger RNA from Betta splendens (Siamese fighting fish), 2123 nucleotides. RefSeq names its product acyl-CoA thioesterase 9, tandem duplicate 1 (gene acot9.1). Gene Ontology annotation, biological process: acyl-CoA metabolic process. Lineage: Eukaryota; Metazoa; Chordata; Actinopteri; Anabantiformes; Osphronemidae. The record is from RefSeq and is a predicted model, not a curated record. The coding region runs from base 455 to 1771 and encodes 438 amino acids. Gene Ontology annotation, cellular component: mitochondrion. The transcript is spliced from 17 exons. Gene Ontology annotation, molecular function: fatty acyl-CoA hydrolase activity.
AAUAUAGCAUGAAAACAAAAGCAAGGCAAUAGAAUCCUCAGUGCAAUGAACAAGGCAAGUUUAGGGGCACUAGCCAUGUUUUAAUGGUAUAGGAUCCUAAGUUUAAAACCACCGUUGGAGCUGCCAACGCUGCCAUCAAGUGGAUAAGAAGAGGACCCUCCGUGAAAAAUAAGACAGCCCCAUGGCACAGAAAAUACACACUGUAGCGUAAAUGCUUGAUGGGACACUGACUGGUUGUGCCGUAAAGUAUCUGGCGUGACUGUAGUCAUGAAGAAGACGCACCUCUAGAAAUCUGACGUCCUGCGUCAUCGUCCAGUGGGCGGAGUCAGGACUCGAGCUCAGCUACCGACCAUCCUGGUUGUUGGACUGUAGCAUCGCAUUGAUCUGAAGAGAAGACCUUCAUAUCCUCUUCACCUGCGUCAUUUGGACUUUACACUCAUCUAACGCCAGCAGGAUGAGCUCUGCGAUGCUGUCUCCGAGGUUCCUGCUGCUGCGAUCGGCAGCUUCCUUGACCACCAGGUCGGUGUCCAUUGGGGUAGCGUUAAAACAGGGACGGGCACCGGACAUGAUCGAGGGAAAUCCACUUUUACACGUUUCAAAUGUGAGGAACAGACUGAGAGAAAUUGUGGGAGCGUCCACCAACUGGAGUGACCACCAGCAGGCCAUGGCAGAACGAGUGUCGUUGUCGACCAUGUUGGCAAACUCCCAGAACGACCUCCCAGCCAAAAGGAUGAAGGACAGCUUUGUAGAGGCUCACCUGCCGCUGGGCUCUGAGCCGCAGCUCCGAGAGAAGUACCUGACCUUCCAUAACACCGUCAGGUUCGGUCGGAUCCUGGAGGAUUUGGAUAGUUUAGCAGUCCUCAUUUCUUACUCUCACACUUAUAAUCCCAAACUAAGGAGGUCUCCCCUGUCAAUAGUGACCGCUCUGGUGGACAAGAUUGACAUGAGGCAACACAUUAUCUACCCUGAUCGUGACAUCAAGUUCACUGGUCAUGUGACUUGGGUGGGAAAAACGUCCAUCGAAGCCAAGAUGCACAUGUCCCAGUGUAAUGAAGGAGUUUACGACCCAGUUUUGGACGCUACGUUUGUCAUGGUGGCCCGGGACCCAGAGAACAAGGGGGCAGCGUUUGUGAAUCCUCUGACACCAGAAGGACCAGAGGAAGACAAACUGCUCCAGGAAGGAGAAGCGAAUAAGUUCCGCCGCGUGGAGCUGAGCACGGCAUCACUACUGAAGGUCGCUCCCACAGAUGAGGAGAGGAAGAUCGUUCACAGUCUGUUCCUCAACACGCUGGAUACAAAAACGGUCAGUUUCCGCAGCAGAGUUCUGCCUCCAAACUCUGUAUGGAUGGAAGACGCCAAACUGAAAGGACUAGAGAUUUGUCACCCUCAGGAGAGGAACAUCUUCAACAGGAUAUUUGGAGGCUUUCUGAUGCGGAAAGCCUACGAGCUGGGCUGGGCCAACGCCUGCUCCUAUGGAGGCUGCCGACCCAGACUGGUGGCUGUUGAUGAUAUUCUCUUCCAGAAACCGGUGGAGAUCGGCUCACUGCUGCUGCUAUCGUCACAGGUGUGUUACACACAGGGCAAGUACAUCCAGGUGAGAGUUCACAGCGAAGUGUUUGACCCUCUGACCCAGCAACACAACACCACCAAUGUUUUCCACUACACCUUCAUUUCUGAUCGCGAUGUGCCGAGCAUCAUACCAAAGACCUAUGGAGAGUCGAUGUUGUACCUUGAUGGAAAGAGACACUUUAACCAAACUGUGGGACAAUAAAAGAUGAUUGUCUGAAGAAGAUUGAAGGCAGUCAGUGCAGUGUACGUGUCAUUUUAUAUCGUUCCAGCUUCGUUUUUACACAAACUACAUGACCAGAAUUGACGUUAAUGUUUCAGCCAUUUUAUAUAGAAUCAGAAUUUGACUUUAGAAAAUGAAACAAAUGUUUUUUGGCCUUGUUGCAUCUUUCUGUGUUGCUGAUUCACUGUAUGCUUGGUUUUAUUUUUAUAUACAACUGCAACUUUAACGCACAAACCUUUUUACUUUACUUUUUUGCAAAAGGUAACACUGAAGCCUUUUCUUUUGGUCUUAUGUAUUAAAUGCCAAAAAUAAAUUCUUAUUUAUCGUAAGCUAA